GGGAGACCAAACUUCCUGCUAAAGCCUGACGACAUGGCAUGGGGGUGGGGGCCGGAUAGAGAGAAACCAUCUGCCGGCGGAGACCCGGGGAACUAAAUGAUUGCUGUCCCUGGUGGCCAUGGGGAAGAAGCUGGUGAUGGCCCAGAAGCGUGGAGAGACACGAGCCCUCUGCCUGGGAGUGACAAUGGUAGUGUGUGCGGCCAUCACCUACUACAUCCUGGGUACCACUGUGCUGCCCCUCUACCAGAAAAGUGUGUGGACCCAGGAAUCUACCUGUCAUCUGAUUGAAACCAACAUCAAGGACCAUGAUGAGUUGGAAGGCAAGAAGGUGCCCCAGUACCCAUGCCUUUGGGUCAAUGUAUCAGCUGUGGGCAGAUGGGCCGUGCUGUAUCACACAGAGGACACUCGGGACCAAAACCAGCAGUGCUCCUAUAUCCCUGGCAACCUGGACAACUACCAGAUGGCCCUGGCUGACGUGGAGAAGGUCAGAGGCAAUUUCCAUGAGCACCAGACUUUCUACUGCUUCUCUGCACCCCAAGUCAAUGAGACCACCGUUGUGUAUCGGCGCCUCUAUGGGCCUCAAGUCCUCCUCUUCUCCUUCUUCUGGCCCACCUUCCUGCUGACUGGUGGCCUCCUCAUUAUUGCCAUGGUGAAGCUCAACAGGUCCCUAUCCAUCUUGGCAGCUCAGAGGUUUCCAGCAGGAGAAAACUGACACAUCCUUCCAGAAGAAUCAGUAUGUAGGGAUGCCUAGCCUCCCCUGCCUGAUGCAUUAGUCAUGAUGACCUUCAUUUUCUCUUGAAAAACUGCUGCCCUCCUGUCAGCCGGAUGGCCUGCUCCCAUCAAAUUCACACCCAUCUAUGUUUGUGGAACUGCGUGGCCAGCCUGCGUAUGAACAAUGGGCAUUUGAGUGUGGCGGAGUCAGAUGCACAGCAAAGAUGAUCUUGUCAACAAUGGCUGCCUACAGACAGAGAGCCCUCCCUCACCCAUCCCGGAUCAGUCACUGCUGAUGAGCAUCAGGUGCUUUCUGUACCUUUGCGUUGAUCCUCACAGGCCGCGACUCACACCUGCAGAGGUGUACCUGGUCUAUUCCUCAGCUGGCCUUUGCCCCCAAUCAGACACCUCAUGGAGAUCAGAGACAAUAGGACCCCGAGAUGCUGAUUUGAAGUGGAAAGAAUCCUUGGGAGACACCCUAGUAGUGCCAGGCCUCAGAUGGCUUCAGCUCUCUAGCCAAGGCCGUGACUCAAAGAAAGUGGGUCUCUUCUGUUUUUUGAAGGUUCCCAAGGGAAAAGCUCUCUUCCUCUGCUCUCUGUAAAGCUGGAAGGCAGGGAGGGGAAAGAGAUGAAUCUGAUACAUGCUUGCCUUCAGGGGGCUGUCUUUCUUCUUGCUCUGUCCCCCAUUCUAUCACCACCAUUAUUAAGGGUGAGAAGGAACCUGAAGGGUGUACAUUUCAAAUCCUGUAACCUAGAAACCUUCAUUUUUGUGAUCUGCUGAAAUAAUCUCUGUUUCCCUCUAAACCAACAAGUUUCAGCCCAAGUUCUCCUGCUGUUAACCCCCUUAGGUCAGCCAGUUGCAAAGUUACCACUGAUAUAACAGGUGGUUGGUUAAAAUGUCUAGUACCCUUUUAUUUCCUCUUGUUUUUGGAGGAAUUUGAAUUCCAUGAAAUGUUUGGGGAGAUGCUGUUUGAACAAGUGAGGCCAUCCAGUUCCUUACCAGCUGAGGUCCCUUCACAAGCAGAUGAAGGAGAAGCGGCAGAUGCAGGUCAGAGGCACGGAUCCUCCCUAGAGUGAAGGGCAGCUGCCCUUAAACUGGAGACAGAGGAGGCCACUACCCUUUGGUAAGGACACUGAGACAGAAAUUACAUCUUUUCUUACUUGUUCUCCUAAAAACGUGGUCAGAAGUUUCAGAUCAAGAGAGUGAGAUAUACCCAUCAUAGUCAAUCAAAUAUAUAGCAUUGAUUGGAGCCCAGCUGCUUGGUUAACUAGACAUUAAAGAUAUCUUCAAAAAAUAUAUAACAGAGGUGUGAGAGAUGGCUCAGUGGUUAAGGGUGUGUGUUGCCCUUGUAGAGGACCAGGAUUUGGUUCCCAGUGCCCACGUCAGGUAACACACAACUCCAGCUCCGGGGGGAUCUAACACCUCUGGGUUCCAGGGGCACCUGCAUCCAUGUGCACAUGUCUACACUUAGACACACACACAAUUAAAAAUAAAAAUAAAACUUUUAAAAUGUAAAACAGUGGGAUUUCUCUGGAUAAAAUUUUGUAGGAUGAAAUUAUUUUUCAUAAAAUGUUUUUGUAACAUGCAUAGAUUUACUAUUACU
Molecule: messenger RNA, 2314 nt
Organism: Peromyscus maniculatus bairdii (prairie deer mouse)
Lineage: Eukaryota; Metazoa; Chordata; Mammalia; Rodentia; Cricetidae
Source: RefSeq, a predicted model, not a curated record